This is a messenger RNA of Aspergillus steynii IBT 23096, 729 nucleotides long. Its product is annotated as SGNH/GDSL hydrolase family protein. The coding region runs from base 1 to 729 and encodes 242 amino acids. Gene Ontology annotation, molecular function: hydrolase activity, acting on ester bonds. Lineage: Eukaryota; Fungi; Ascomycota; Eurotiomycetes; Eurotiales; Aspergillaceae. The record is from RefSeq and is a predicted model, not a curated record. The transcript has 4 exons.
AUGGGGAACCCAAGUCUUGGCCAAGGAACCACAGCCGACGGCAUCAAUUGGGUCGGAUACUUAACAACAGAAUACAAUGCCUCGGUUGUCAUGAACUACAAUCUUGCAGCUUACGGUGCCACCGUCGAUGAUGCGGUCGUGGAUGGCAAGUCAAAAGACCUGGUGUAUCAGGUUACUAGCGAUUUCAACGACUAUUACUGUUUAUCACUGGAACCGAGCCGGGAGUGGAGGCCAGAUACAACUUUGUUCGGAAUCUGGAUAGGAAUCAACGAUGUUCUUCUCAGUUACAUGCGAGAUGAUCCUUUGGAGAUGAUAUCUCGCAUCUUGCAGAGUUACCUCGCUGUCCUAGACCACCUGCAUGAAUGCGGAGCUCGUCACUUCCUACUCCUCAACGUGCCUCCGACUGACAGAACGCCGCAAAUGCGGUGGUUCGAGUACUGGCAACGAGAAAGACACCGCGAGGUUGUCGUCGAAUUCAAUCGCCAGCUGCAGGCUGCGGUCGUAGGAUGGCGCAUGACUCACCGCGAUUCUACCAUGGCCCUCUACGAUUCAUGGUCACUCAUGACCGAGAUCCUCGACAAUCCUCAGAUCUAUGGAUUUGAGGAUGGUGAGUGCAUGGGUCAAGGAUGCGUCUGGUGGGAUGACCUUCAUCCUACCUCGGAGUUUCAUAGGCUGUUAGCUGAUGACCUUGCGACGUAUCUGAGUCAGUCGGGGACGGGUUUCGUGUAG